CGACGGUAAUACUCUCCGCCUCGACGCUUGUUCAACGGUCGUCCGUCACUGUCGAGAUACAGCCAUGUCCAACUUGCCGACGAAACAGAAGCUUUGGGGUGGCCGUUUCACAGGCAAAACCGAUCCGCUCAUGCACGAGUUCAACCAGUCUUUGAAAUAUGACAAACGCAUGUAUGCGGCUGAUAUCAACGGCUCAAUCGCGUACGCAAAAGCGCUGGCGAAAGUGGGAAUCCUCACCGAAGACGAAAACGAGAAGAUUGCCGAUGGUCUUCGCGCCGUAGGGAAAGAGUGGGAGAACGGAACUUUUCAGAUUCAGGCCGAUGAUGAAGACAUUCACACUGCGAACGAGCGCCGGCUCAGUGAAUUGAUCGGCCCUCUCGGAGGCAAACUGCAUACUGGCCGUUCCCGUAACGACCAAGUGGCCACCGAUAUGCGUCUCUGGUUGCUCGAGCAGAUCGAGAGCAUUGAACGCGGGCUGAAGGACUUCCUGCGCGUUUUGGUGGAGCGCGCUGACAAGGAGAAAGAUUACCUUCUUCCUGGAUACACUCACCUUCAGCGUGGCCAACCCAUUCGGUGGUCUCACCUCCUCCUAUCACACGCUUUCUCGUUCAAGGCCGAUCUGCAGCGUCUGCAGCAACUUACACCCCGUGUCUCUGUGCUUCCACUCGGUAGUGGCGGUCUUGCCGGCAACCCCUUCGCUGUUGACCGCGAAUUCCUCCGAGAGGAGCUCGGUUUCGACUCCGUGGCAGAGAAUAGCAUGUAUGGCGUUGGCGACCGGGACUUUAUCGUCGAAUUCAUGAUGUGGGCGAGCUUGACGAUGACCCACGUGAGCCGGCUCGCCGAGGACUUGAUCAUCUACUCUACUGCGGAGUUCGGGUUCGUCACCUUGAGCGAUGCUUACUCAACGGGAUCAAGUAUCAUGCCACAGAAGAAGAAUCCUGACUCCCUCGAACUACUUCGCGGAAAAUCUGGUCGGGUGUUCGGAAACAUGGCCGGCUUUGUGAUGACGCUGAAGGGACUGCCUUCUACGUAUAACAAGGAUCUACAGGAAGAUAAAGAACCGCUCUUCGACGCAGUCGACACCAUGGAUGCCUGUCUGCGCAUUGCGGAGGGGGUGAUUGCAACAUUGGAGGUUCACCCCGAGAAAAUGCGGGCAGCCUUGACCAUGGACGUCCUCGCCACCGACCUCGCGGAUUAUCUCGUGCGGAAAGGGAUUCCGUUCCGCGAGACGCACCAUAUCUCGGGAAGGGCCGUCGCGCUUGCGGAGGCUCGGAAGUGCCAGCUCAACGAUUUGACACUAGAGGACUACAAGUCCUUAAAUACUAAGUUCGAGGAAGACAUCCACCAGGUCUUCGACUUCGAGGCGAGCGUGGAGAGGAGGCAGUCGAUUGGUGGACCGAGUCGACAGAUGCUUGAGCGCCAGAUAGCGGUGCUUCGGGAGGCCCUUGCCGCAUGAUAGAAACUGUGCAGAAAACUUGACGGAUCGACAGCUGCGAUUGUCGUUGCACAGCUGUUAUUGCGUCGCUUCGUGAGCACUUCGACUGAGCAGUGAGCGAUUUUGUACUACUGCCCCCGGCAAAUGCGGGACGGGACAACCG
This is a messenger RNA of Punctularia strigosozonata HHB-11173 SS5, 1598 nucleotides long. RefSeq names its product argininosuccinate lyase. The transcript has 8 exons. NCBI's taxonomy places the organism in Eukaryota, Fungi, Basidiomycota, Agaricomycetes, Corticiales, Punctulariaceae. Gene Ontology annotation, cellular component: cytosol. Gene Ontology annotation, molecular function: argininosuccinate lyase activity. The record is from RefSeq and is a predicted model, not a curated record. Bases 65 to 1456 code for a protein of 463 amino acids.